Grammomys surdaster is the source of this 2719-nucleotide messenger RNA. RefSeq names its product dihydropyrimidinase like 2 (gene Dpysl2). The transcript has 14 exons. The coding region runs from base 289 to 2310 and encodes 673 amino acids. Gene Ontology annotation, molecular function: hydrolase activity, acting on carbon-nitrogen (but not peptide) bonds, in cyclic amides. The record is from RefSeq and is a predicted model, not a curated record. NCBI's taxonomy places the organism in Eukaryota, Metazoa, Chordata, Mammalia, Rodentia, Muridae. Gene Ontology annotation, cellular component: cytosol; cytoplasm.
GGCAUCCUCUGCCGCAGCGACCGCCCGCUCAGAUCCAACUUUGCUCGGAGGUGGCGUGGCGGCGCCGGGGGGCGUGGGCAGGGAGGGAGAAAGCGAGGUCAGGAGGAGGGACCGCGAGGGGUGGGUCGCCUGUUCGCCAGCCCUCCAUCCUUUCUGUGCACCUUGCGGUAGGCAGGGAGCGGCAGCCGCGGCGGCAGCAAGAGGCUAGUGCACACCCAACCAGGGAGACUUAGGGAACCACGGACGGACGGACAGACAGACAGGACCUUCCCCAGCGCCCCCCGAGCCAUGGCCGAGAGAAAGCAAUCUGGGAAGGCAGCAGAAGACGAAGAGGUCCCUGCCUUUUUUAAAAACCUGGGCUCGGGCAGUCCCAAGCCGCGGCAGAAAUUCUGCGGCAUGUUCUGCCCUGUGGAAGGGUCUUCGGAGAACAAGACCAUCGAUUUCGAUUCGCUUUCAGUGGGCCGGGGCUCCGGGCAGGUGGUGGCUCAGCAGCGGGAUGUCGCCCACUUGGGCCCCGACCCGCACCGGCAGAGCCGGCGUGCCAGCGGGGAGCCAUCUGUUGAAUCGAGCCGGAAGGUGGAGAUCAGGCGGGCCUCGGGCAAGGAAGCCCUGCAAAACAUCUACGAUCAGAGUGAUCGUCUUCUGAUCAAGGGCGGCAAGAUUGUGAAUGAUGACCAGUCCUUCUAUGCAGACAUAUACAUGGAAGAUGGGUUGAUCAAGCAAAUAGGAGAGAACCUGAUUGUGCCAGGAGGAGUGAAGACCAUCGAAGCCCACUCCAGAAUGGUGAUCCCCGGAGGAAUUGACGUGCACACUCGCUUCCAGAUGCCUGACCAGGGAAUGACAUCAGCUGAUGACUUCUUCCAGGGAACCAAGGCAGCCCUGGCCGGGGGCACCACCAUGAUCAUUGACCAUGUUGUUCCUGAGCCCGGGACAAGCCUAUUGGCUGCCUUUGAUCAGUGGAGGGAGUGGGCUGACAGCAAGUCCUGCUGUGACUAUUCGCUGCAUGUGGACAUCACUGAGUGGCACAAGGGCAUCCAGGAGGAGAUGGAAGCUCUGGUGAAGGACCACGGGGUAAACUCCUUCCUCGUGUACAUGGCUUUCAAAGAUCGAUUCCAGCUGACGGAUUCCCAGAUCUAUGAAGUGCUGAGCGUGAUCCGGGAUAUUGGUGCCAUAGCGCAAGUCCAUGCAGAGAAUGGUGACAUCAUUGCAGAGGAACAGCAGAGGAUCCUGGAUCUGGGCAUCACGGGCCCCGAGGGACACGUGCUGAGCCGGCCAGAGGAGGUCGAGGCUGAAGCUGUGAACCGGUCCAUCACCAUUGCCAAUCAGACCAACUGCCCCCUGUAUGUCACCAAAGUGAUGAGCAAGAGUGCGGCUGAAGUCCUCGCUCAGGCACGGAAGAAGGGAACUGUGGUGUAUGGUGAGCCCAUCACUGCCAGCCUGGGGACUGAUGGCUCUCAUUAUUGGAGCAAGAACUGGGCCAAGGCUGCGGCCUUCGUCACAUCCCCACCCCUGAGCCCCGACCCAACCACUCCGGACUUUCUCAACUCAUUGCUGUCCUGUGGAGACCUCCAGGUCACUGGCAGUGCCCAUUGUACCUUCAACACUGCCCAGAAGGCUGUGGGGAAGGACAACUUCACCUUGAUUCCCGAGGGCACCAAUGGCACGGAGGAGCGGAUGUCUGUCAUUUGGGAUAAAGCUGUGGUCACUGGGAAGAUGGAUGAGAACCAGUUUGUGGCUGUGACCAGCACCAAUGCAGCCAAAGUCUUCAAUCUUUACCCUCGGAAAGGUCGCAUCUCGGUGGGAUCUGACGCAGACUUGGUCAUCUGGGACCCUGACAGUGUGAAGACCAUCUCCGCCAAGACGCACAACAGUGCUCUUGAGUACAACAUCUUUGAAGGCAUGGAGUGUCGUGGCUCCCCACUGGUGGUCAUCAGCCAGGGCAAGAUUGUCCUGGAGGAUGGCACGCUGCAUGUCACUGAAGGCUCAGGACGCUACAUUCCCCGGAAGCCCUUCCCUGACUUUGUGUACAAACGCAUCAAGGCAAGGAGCAGGCUGGCUGAGCUGAGAGGGGUCCCUCGUGGCCUGUAUGAUGGACCCGUAUGCGAGGUGUCUGUGACACCCAAGACGGUCACUCCAGCCUCAUCAGCUAAGACAUCCCCUGCCAAGCAGCAGGCACCACCUGUUCGGAACCUGCACCAGUCUGGAUUCAGCUUGUCUGGUGCCCAGAUUGACGACAACAUUCCCCGCCGCACCACCCAGCGCAUUGUGGCGCCCCCUGGUGGCCGCGCCAACAUCACCAGCCUGGGCUAAAGCCCCUAGGCCUGCAGGCCACGUGGGGAUGGGGGAUGGGACACCUGAGGACAUUCUGAGACUUCCUUCCUUCCAUUUUUUUUUUUUUUUUUUUUAAAGAGCCUGUGAUAGUUGCUGUGGGCAGCCAGUUCCUGGGGCUUCUUCUUGGGCCCCCUGCACUCGGUCUCCCCUGGAGUUUCUGAAUUCACUCACCCAAGUCCCUACAGAGUCAUAGUCAUGAACAACACCACACCCAAGCCUAGCCACCCAUCCCACACGGAGCUGCAUCCAACAUGCAGACAUGCGCCACCAAACAGAUCCCAGCAAGGGUGCCCCUAUCACAUCCUUGGCCGUGCAGUCAGCACCUUCCUGUCACGGGGAAGAUUUAGUGAAUUGCCCUGAGCUGCCUUCUUUUCUUUGUAAAUUUUUU